Molecule: messenger RNA, 1163 nt
Organism: Manis javanica (Malayan pangolin)
Lineage: Eukaryota; Metazoa; Chordata; Mammalia; Pholidota; Manidae
Gene: UBE2I
Product: ubiquitin conjugating enzyme E2 I
Source: RefSeq, a predicted model, not a curated record
GUCCUCGGAGCGCUCGGGCUGCGCGCGGAGCGGGCUCGGGAGGGAAGUCCCGAACAAAGGAGCGCCGCUGCCGCCGCCGCCUCGCUUCCUCGCUCGCCGGCCUGGCCGCCGAGGGACUUUGACUAUGUCGGGGAUUGCUCUCAGCAGACUCGCCCAGGAGAGGAAAGCGUGGAGAAAAGACCACCCUUUUGGUUUUGUGGCUGUCCCAACAAAAAAUCCCGACGGCACGAUGAACCUUAUGAACUGGGAGUGCGCCAUUCCAGGAAAAAAAGGGACUCCGUGGGAAGGAGGUUUGUUUAAACUACGGAUGCUUUUCAAAGACGACUAUCCAUCCUCACCACCAAAAUGCAAGUUUGAGCCGCCGUUGUUUCACCCGAACGUGUACCCCUCAGGCACGGUGUGCCUGUCCAUCCUUGAGGAGGACAAGGACUGGAGGCCGGCCAUCACCAUCAAGCAGAUCUUAUUAGGAAUACAGGAACUUCUAAAUGAACCAAAUAUCCAAGACCCAGCUCAAGCAGAGGCCUACACGAUUUACUGCCAAAACAGAGUGGAGUACGAGAAGCGGGUUCGAGCACAAGCCAAGAAAUUUGCGCCUUCAUAAGCAGCAACCUUGUGGCAUCAUAAAAAGGAAGGGAUUGGUUUGGCAAGAACUUGUUUACACAUUUCUGCAGAUCUAACUUUGCUCUGUACCACGCUAGUCGCUAGGGGAGGGAGGGCGGUGCCAUUUCCAUCUGCCGCCGGCACACGGCUCUCGACUUGCUGAUCGCCCGGUGUUUCCUACAGGGUCUCUUCCUUCGGUCUUUUGUAUUUUUGAUUGUUAUGUAAAACUUGCUUUUAUUUUAAUAUUGAUGUCAGUAUUUCAACUGCUGUAAAAUUAUAAACUUUUUUACUCGCCGCAUCCCCCAGAGCACGUUCCCUUGCUCGUGGGUGCAGGCAUGCUUGCCGCCAGCCGCUCAGCACUCUCCCCCCACCCCGUGGCUGUGCAAACCGAGCCGGCCCGGCCCUCCUCCCGCAUCUGCCCUCCCUGCAGAACCUGGGUUGUGUUGCUUAGGAUCCUUGAAUCCAGAGUCAGCCAGCGUCUCAUUUCCGCAUCACUUCCUUUGUGUUUAUAUGGCGUUUUGUCUGUGUUGCUGUUUAGAGUAAAUAAACUGUUUAUAUAAAGG